AGAAACGGAGGGAACCGGAGAGGAACCAGAGACCGAGACCGGGAGUCCGCCUCUGACACAGUCCGGCCGUAGACAGGAAACUGUCGCAGAAGAAGAAGAAGUAGUAGAAGUGGGUCGGAGUUGCUGGUAGAACCCCCACCCUCCGGUCCGGUGGGUUUCGGAGCGAACAUGGAACGGACCGGAACUUUCCUGCUCUCCGUGUCUUUUUUACUGGUUUCACUGGGGCUAACGGGGUCGCGAGCGGACACCUUCAAAGCCUGCCUGUCCAGUCAGUCUCCAGACUGCACUCUGGUCCAGUCCAAAGAUGAUGACUUCGACUGGGAGCAGGGGGACACCAGAGGUCGUCCUGGAAGCAGCCCCCGGAUCCCUGCAGGUUCUCCCUUCCUGUUUGUUAACACUUCGGGCCAUUACGGAGGCCAGCGCGCUCAGCUGCUGCUGCUGCCGCUCAAAGAGAACGACACACACUGUGUCAGCUUCAGGUUCUAUCAGGCAGGAGGCCGCGAGGGCGCCGCACCCGCCACGCUUAAUGUCUACAUCAAAGAGAACAACAAUCCUCUGGGAAUCCCAGUCUUUAACUCGUCAGGCCCCGCCUACCACACAUGGAAAGAGGUGGAGCUUGCUGUGUCCACCUUCUGGCCAAAUUACUACCAGGUGGUGUUUGAGGCAGUCAGCACUGGACAGAGAGGACUUCUGGCCAUCAAGGACAUCACACUGCAAGGACAUGAGUGCAUGGGCACGCCUCACUUCCUACACAUUAAGGGUGUGGAGGUGAACGCCAGACAGACAGCCACGUUUCAGUGUACCGUGAAUGGACGCCCGCAGAGCAACCUGCUGCUCUACCUGCAGGGGAUGGGCGGACGCCAGGCGGUUGUCAGGGAAACCAAACCUGUAAACCAACGGCGCUACGUAGCAAGUUUUGAUGUGGAAAACACGACUAAAGGUGACACGGGACGGUAUCGCUGCAUGGCCCAAUCAGAGCACGGUGUGAGCGUGUCCUCCUAUGCUGACCUCACAGUGAAACAGCCACCUGUACCAAUUGCACCUCCUCAGCUGACAGCGGUGGGCGCCACCUACCUGUGGAUCCAGCUCAAUGCCAACUCCAUCAAUGGAGAUGGUCCCAUAAUUGAGAGAGAGGUUGAGUACCGUACCAUGUCUGGAAUGUUGAUUGACACCACACCUGUGGAUAAACCCACCCACAAAAUUGGACACUUGGACCCUGACACUGAGUACGAGAUCAGUGUGCUGUUGACCAGGCCCCUGGACGGAGGCACGGGAAACCCCGGACCACCACUCAGAGCCAGGACCAAGUGUGCAGAUCCCAUGCAUGGCCUGCGGCGCCUGGAGGUCGUCGAGAUUCAGUCCAGACAGGUGACCGUACGAUGGGAACCAUUUGGAUACAAUGUGACCCGCUGCCACACCUACAACCUGACUGUCCAGUACCGCUACAAGGCAACAGGAGCCCUGAGCAGGGAUUCGUUGAUGGAGGAGGUGGUCUACGACACUCUGAGCUCAACGCCGCAGCACACAGUCCGAAACCUUUCACCGUUCACCAAUGUUAGCCUGAGGCUGGUUCUGAGCAACCCAGAGGGGAGCAAGGAGAGCGAGGAGCUGCUGGUGCUGACGGACGAGGAUGUUCCUGGAGCGGUUCCUGUGGACUCCAUUCUGGGUAGCAGCUAUGAGCAGCAGAUCAGUCUGAGCUGGAGGGAACCGCUGCAGACCUACGGACUCAUCCGACAGUACGAGAUCUCCUACAAAGCUCUGAGCUCCUUCGACACAGAGUUCGACCUGUCCAAUCAGAGUGGAAAGGUGUUCAAACCGGCCAAUGAGACGAGCCAUGUGUUCACUGGCCUCUAUCCAGGAUCCACCUACUCCUUUACAAUAAGAGCCUCUACCAUUAAAGGCUUUGGACCGCCAGUCAUCACACAGUUCACCACCAAGAUCUCAGCUCCACUGAUGCCGGCCUACGAUCAGGAGUCUCCUCUGAACCAGACUGACUCCACCGUCACUGUUGUGUUGAAGCCGGCUCAGAGCCGGGGAGCUCCAGUCAGCAAAUACCAGGUGGUGGUGGAGGAAGAGCGCCCCCGCAGGCAGAGGAGGGGUACUGCAGAGAUCCUGCGUUGUUAUCCGGUGCCCAUUCACUUCCAGAAUGCCACGCUGCUCAACUCUCAGUAUUACUUCAGCGCAGAGCUGCCAAUGGGGGAGCUGCGGACGCCAGUGCCCUUCUGUGUGGGUGAUAACAGGACCUACAGCGGCUACUGGAAUGCGCCUUUGCUGCCACACAAGAGCUAUGGGAUCUACUAUCAGGCUGUCAGCACCGCUAAUGGGGAGACAAAGAUCGACUGUGUGCGAGUUGCCACCAAAGCUGCUAUAAUCGCCACCCAGCUCACCACGCCGUAUGUCCACAUCGCCCCAGCAGCCGGUGACAAGCAACUCACAGGGGCUGCGACCAGGAAACCUGAACCAGAACAGGAGAAACCAUCGGAUCAUACGGUUACGAUAGCUGGAGCCAUCGCGGCCAUCCUGCUCUUCAUCAUCAUCUUCCUUGGAGUUGUCCUGCUGAUGAAGAAACGAAAGUUGGCGAAGAAGAGGAAGGAAACGCUGAGCUCCAGACAGGAAAUGACUCUGAUGGUCAACAGCUCCCAGCACACAACCACCGUGGACACACACACCCACACGCUGAACGGGCGCACUGUGUCGUCACCAUCCUCCUUCACACUGAAGACCAACACCAUCAGCACCACCAUCCCCAACUCCUACUACCCAGAUCCCUUCGUACCAACAGCCAUACUGGUGCCCAUUAAUGACGACAGUCACACUAUGACCAGUGAAACCAGUAGCCUGGUCCAGUCGCACUACAAGCAGCGGGAGUCGGAGCGAGAAGCCCUGCCUUAUCAGACGGGUCAGCUGCACCCAGCCAUCCGAGUGGCCGACCUGCUGCAGCACAUCACUCAGAUGAAGUGUGCUGAAGGCUACGGCUUUAAGGAGGAGUAUGAGAGUUUUUUUGAGGGACAGUCGGCUCCGUGGGAUUCGGCCAAGAAGGAUGAGAACCGCAUGAAGAAUCGCUACGGCAACAUCAUCGCCUACGACCACUCUCGUGUGCGGCUGCAUUCUCAAGAUGGAGACGGAGGUUCUGAUUACAUCAACGCCAACUACAUUGAUGGUUACCACAGGCCUAACCACUACAUCGCUACGCAAGGUCCCAUGCAGGAGACAGUGUAUGACUUCUGGUGCAUGGUUUGGCAAGAGAACACCGCUGCCAUUGUCAUGGUAACCAACCUGGUGGAGGUGGGGCGGGUGAAGUGCUGUAAGUACUGGCCUGAUGACACGGAGAUCUACGGCGACAUGAAGGUGACACUGAUCGAGACUCAGCUACUGUCAGAAUACGUGAUCCGGACCUUUGCUGUGGAGAAGGUAACAUGGUUCAGGUUCUGUAGGCAGACUUUGUUCCACUGUCCUUUAAACCAAGCUUUUCUGUUGUUCUGUUCUUGUCAGAGAGGAGUAGCAGAGAUCAGAGAGAUCCGGCAGUUCCAUUUCACUGGUUGGCCUGAUCAUGGAGUCCCACUUCAUGCCACUGGCCUGCUGGGCUUCGUCCGCCGUGUGAAAGCCAAGAUCCCACCCACUGCAGGGCCCACUGUGGUCCACUGCAGUGCGGGGGCGGGACGUACCGGGUGUUUCAUUGUGAUUGACAUCAUGCUCGACAUGGCGGAGAGAGAGGGAGUGGUCGACAUCUACAACUGCGUCAGAGAGCUGAGAGCCCGAAGGGUUAACAUGGUCCAGACGGAGGAGCAGUACGUCUUCAUCCACGAUGCCAUUCUGGAGGCGUGUCUCUGUGGCGACACUGCGAUUCCAGCCAACCAGCUGCACUCAGUUUAUUACGAGAUGAACCGAUUAGAACCUCAGACCAACUCCAGUCAGAUCAAAGAGGAGUUCAGGACUCUGAACAUGGUGACACCGACACUGCGGGUGGAGGACUGCAGUAUUGCCCUGUUGCCUAGGAACCACGAGAAGAACCGGUGUAUGGAUGUUCUGCCUCCGGACCGCUGCCUUCCGUUCCUCAUCACCAUCGAUGGAGAGAGCUCCAACUACAUCAACGCUGCUCUGAUGGACAGCUACAAGCAGCCGUCAGCCUUCAUUGUUACCCAGCAUCCUCUCCCCAACACGGUGAAGGACUUCUGGCGUUUGGUCCUGGACUACCACUGCACGUCCAUCGUCAUGCUGAACGAUGUGGAUCCUGCACAGCUGUGUCCUCAGUACUGGCCGGAGAACGGCCUGCAUCGCCUCGGCUCCUUGCAGGUGGAGUUUGUCUCUGCAGACCUGGAGGAGGAUGUCAUCAGCCGCAUCUUCAGAAUCUACAACACAGCCAGGCCACAGGACGGCUACCGCAUGGUGCAGCAGUUCCAGUUCCUGGGCUGGCCGAUGUACCGGGACACGCCUGUCUCCAAGCGCUCCUUCCUCAAACUGGUUCAUCAGGUGGACAAAUGGCAGGAGGAGUACGACGGUGGGGACGGACGCACUGUGGUCCACUGCCUGAAUGGAGGGGGUCGCAGCGGCGUUUUCUGCAGUAUAAGUAUAGUCUGCGAGAUGUUGCGACAGCAGCGCUGUGUUGACGUCUUUCACGCUGUAAAAACGCUCAGAAACAACAAACCAAACAUGGUGGACCUGCUGGAACAGUAUAAGUUUUGUUAUGAAGUAGCUCUGGAGUAUCUCAACUCUGCUUAGCUUCAACAAGAGACAGUCCUUCAUCAUCCUCAUUGUCCCCUGUGACUGACGGAGGAAGAGGUGAUGUCUACUACUGAGUGAAGAGGGGAACAGACAGGAGAUGUAAGGACGAGGAGGUUUUGCACUGCGUUGUUUGACUGAACCACGAGGACACACUGGACUCCAGCAGACCCAUUAAUUCUCACGUUUUUAUAUUAAUGUGUUUUUUUACAUUUGUGUUCAUGUGUUAAAACAAAUUAGAACCAAAUCCAGAUCAGACUGGACCGUCUGAUCUGGGAUUGCUCAUCGGCCUCAGUCAUCAUGUGACCAACACCUGUGUGCCAGGAUACACCUAUAGUCUGAGUCCUUGUCUAGAACUUUCCAAAUUUUGCUCAUGAAAUUAGCUGAAGGCAGUAGUCCCAUGGCAAUGGGAACUCCAAUUGUCUUUCCCCCAGUUUCCAAGUAAAUUUAGUAAAAGCUAUUUUUCUAAUUGUCUUAUAUUUAUUCAAGUCUCAACCAGAACCAUCUUUAAACCCAGACAGCAGGUAAGGAGGUUUAACAGCUGAACCCUGGAAAGGCAUAUCUUAUAGUUUUAGUUUAAUUAAGUGAUUGUUUUUUGUUAUUUACAGUAUUAAGUAAAACAUCAAUGCUUCAGCUUGUCUGAAUUAGCUUCUCAUAGUAUUUAAAUCAUAAAAACGGUUGACGACAGGACAGGUGUUAUUUUCUUGGAAAGCAGAUUUCAAAUUUAGACGUCAUCUGCGACGGGCAGGUCAGGGUUGGGUAAAUGAAAUUUGACUAACUAUACAGGACACUUCAUGAAGAUUCAGCAUAAUGUUGUAAGUGUAAGUGAAAACAGCAAUUAUUUUGUUAGCCCAAAGGCAGCAAACAGUACACCCCUUGUGGGACACAGUGUGUUAGACACUAAAACUAAAAAUCAAAUUGAUUAUUGAUUAUUUGAUUAGUCACAAAACCAUGAUUUGGAAUAAACAUCACCCCAGAGUCUGAUCCUCACAUAAACAGAGCUUUUUAAUGCAGCACAGAUUUGGUUUUCUUUGUUUUCAGGAAUUCAGUCUGAUCAAUCAGUUUUCCCAGAGAAGCUUAGAUAAUGAAAACUCUCAUAGUUACCACCCAGUGUUUAUCUGCUAAUAAAGGUUGAGUGACAGGUCAAAAGUUCAGGAAAAUAACUUGACUUGAGAUUACUUUCCUCAGAAGGAAACACACAAGUCUGUACCAUAAACCUAAGAAUCACUAUCCACCUGUCUCGUACUUUGUUUUUAUUUUUACUGGUUCCGGUAAAACUGGAACUUUGAACCUGGACUUCUCCAUGUUCUUGUUUCUGGGUAUUCUCUCCUCAGUGGCUGGAUGGUGCUGGUUGGUGGUUUUGUCUUGGAUACUUGUGUGCUGUUAAUAAUGUACAUAGACCAGGAGGAGGCAGGAAGACGAAUAUUUAUUCCUUCAGUUGUUCUGUAUCAGUGCUGUUAUUGUUGUUUUUGUGAAGCACACAGAGAGACAAUCAUGUUGGAUUUUGAUGUUCAACCAUGAGAACCACACCACUUGACCACUUAUUAUUGGUCAAACCCUGGCAGUUACAGGUUGUGAUUUUGACUGAAUCCUGGUGAAGUAUGGCUCUGUAGACGAGAACAUUUGUUGUCAAAGCUUUUAUUUAUGUUGUAUGAUUCCAAAAUACUGCAAAUAAAAAUAUCUAUACACUCUUA
Molecule: messenger RNA, 6413 nt
Organism: Betta splendens (Siamese fighting fish)
Lineage: Eukaryota; Metazoa; Chordata; Actinopteri; Anabantiformes; Osphronemidae
Product: receptor-type tyrosine-protein phosphatase mu-like
Exons: 37
Coding region: 169-4719 (1516 amino acids)
Biological process (GO): protein dephosphorylation
Cellular component (GO): membrane
Molecular function (GO): protein binding; protein tyrosine phosphatase activity
Source: RefSeq, a predicted model, not a curated record